Molecule: messenger RNA, 3535 nt
Organism: Schistocerca gregaria
Lineage: Eukaryota; Metazoa; Arthropoda; Insecta; Orthoptera; Acrididae
Product: serine/threonine-protein phosphatase 6 regulatory ankyrin repeat subunit B-like
Exons: 2
Coding region: 488-3166 (892 amino acids)
Molecular function (GO): protein binding
Source: RefSeq, a predicted model, not a curated record
AUUCCAACAGAAUAAAAACAUGCCGCUUGGACUUACACUUCAAGAAAUUCUAGCAGAACUAGCGAAUCAUCAAGAGAGUGACAAAGAUGAUGAUGUAGAAUUGGCGAUUAUUCCACCUGAUGCAGAUGUAAUAACAGAUGAAGAAGACAUUGACAAAAAUGUAUUGAACAAUGAGUCUGUUGUACAAGAUGAAGCUGGUACUUUAGAUAGAACCUCUCACUUUUGGAUGUCCGACAGAGAAUAGUGAUGUUUUACCUAUGAAAACGCAGAGGACCACAAGGAAGCAAAUUGAUGGGAGGACGGGUGGGCACAGAUGUACGACUAGAUCCAGGAAAUCAAUUCACUGUGUCAAGUAAAACACAGAAGAGAGAAAACAGAGAUGUGCUUACUGCAAGAAAAAAAAGCAACAAAAACUUGUGAUAGGUUGCGAAGCCGCUUAUGCUUAAAGUACUGGAUGGAGAGAACGUCAACAAGUGUUGGAUAAAAUAUGGAAAUGCAUCGAGAAUCCAGUGGAACUAGUCAGCUGGACGAGGGCAGACACUCAGACUGUUGCCCAUCAUUGUACUUAGCAACCAACAGCGGUAGCGCAGAACUUGUCAAGUUGCUGGCCUAUGAAGUCAAAAACCUUUGGUUGACAAAUCGGUAUUCUCUCACAGUACUGCACUAUACUGGCAAUGAUGGAAGAUUGAAGCGCCUCCUACGUGCAGCUGCUCACAGUAUCCCGGUGAGAGGCAUCUUUAACACACUUCUGCUUGAGACAGCAAAAAGAGGUAACGCUUUGCGUGUGAGGCACCUGUUGCAAGCGAAAACAGAUGGAACAGCGAGGAUCACUAACAGUGUCAGUGCCGUGCUAUGCACCGUACUGAGCAGCAACCCAGAGAGUUCGAGGUAUCUCCCGAAAGUUGGCGUAGAUAUAGAGGAGAAGGAUGGUUCUGGUUUCACACCCCUAAGUUGGGCACCAGAAAAAGACAGUUCAGCAUAUGUCAGGCUACUGGUGGAAGCAUUAGCUGAUGUGCACAAAAGGAACAAACAUAAUCACACACCUAUACAUUUUGCCAGCCUGUCCAGUGACACGGAGUGUGUGAAACUACUUUUAGAAUUUGGUGCAAGGGUGGUAAAAGUGGAUAAUCGUGGUAACACGCCACUGCACUAUGCAGCAUCUGUGGGCAACGCUGAAAGUGUGGGGCUGCUGCUCAAGGCUGGGGCAUACUUUGAGGAAGUGAAUGAAGAUGGCCAGACCCCACUACACUUCGCCAGUAUGUCCGGUGACACGGAGUGUGUGAAGCGACUUUUAGAAUUUGGUGCAAGGGUGGUAAAAGUGGAUAAUCGUGGUAACACGCCACUGCACUAUGCAGCAUCUGUGGGCAACGCUGAAAGUGUGGGGCUGCUGCUCAAGGCUGGGGCAUACUUUGAGGAAGUGAAUGAAGAUGGCCAGACCCCACUACAUUUCGCCAGUAUGUCCGGUGACACGGAGUGUGUGAAGCGACUUUUAGAAUUUGGUGCAAGGGUGGUAAAAGUGGAUAAUCGUGGUAACACGCCACUACACUAUGCAGCAUCUGUGGGCAACGCUGAAAGUGUGGGGCUGCUGCUCAAGGCCGGUGCAUACUUUGAGGAAGUGAAUGAAGAUGGCCAGACCCCACUACACUUCGCCAGUAUGUCCGGUGACACGGAGUGUGUGAAGCGACUUUUAGAAUUUGGUGCAAGGGUGGUAAAAGUGGAUAAUCGUGGUAACACGCCACUGCACUAUGCAGCAUCUGUGGGCAACGCUGAAAGUGUGGGGCUGCUGCUCAAGACCGGUGCAUACUUUGAGGAAGUGAAUGAAGAUGGCCAGACCCCACUACACUUCGCCAGUAUGUCCGGUGACACGGAGUGUGUGAAGCGACUUUUAGAAUUUGGUGCAAGGGUGGUAAAAGUGGAUAAUCGUGGUAACACGCCACUGCACUAUGCAGCAUCUGUGGGCAACGCUGAAAGUGUGGGGCUGCUGCUCAAGGCUGGGGCAUACUUUGAGGAAGUGAAUGAAGAUGGCCAGACCCCACUACACUUCGCCAGCAUGUCUGGUGACACGGAGUGUGUGAAGCGACUUUUAGAAUUUGGUGCAAGGGUGGUAAAAGUGCAUAAUCGUGGUAACACGCCACUGCACUAUGCAGCAUCUGUGGGCAACGCUGAAAGUGUGGGGCUGCUGCUCAAGGCCGAGGCAUACUUUGAGGAAGUGAAUGAAGAUGGCCAGACCCCACUACAUUUCGCCAGUAUGUCUGGUGACACCGAGUGUGUGAAGCGACUUUUAGAAUUUGGUGCAAGGGUGGUAAAAGUGGAUAAUCGUGGUAACACGCCACUGCACUAUGCAGCAUCUGUGGGCAACGCUGAAAGUGUGGGGCUGCUGCUCAAGGCCGGUGCAUACUUUGAGGAAGUGAAUGAAGAUGGCCAGACCCCACUACACUUCGCCAGUAUGUCUGGUGACACGGAGUGUGUGAAGCGACUUUUAGAAUUUGGUGCAAGGGUGGUAAAAGUGGAUAAUCGUGGUAACACACCACUGCACUAUGCAGCAUCUGUGGGCAACGCUGAAAGUGUGGGGCUGCUGCUCAAGACUGGGGCAUACUUUGAGGAAGUGAAUGAAGAUGGCCAGACCCCACUACACUUCGCCAGUAUGUCCGGUGACACGGAGUGUGUGAAGCGACUUUUAGAAUUUGGUGCAAGGGUGGUAAAAGUGGAUAAUCGUGGUAACACGCCACUGCACUAUGCAGCAUCUGUGGGCAACGCUGAAAGUGUGGGGCUGCUGCUCAAGGCCGGUGCAUACUUUGAGGAAGUGAAUGAAGAUGGCCAGACCCCACUACAUUUCGCCAGUAUGUCUGGUGACACCGAGUGUGUGAAGCGACUUUCAGAAUUUGGUGCAAGGGUGGUAAAAGUGGAUAAUCGUGGUAACACGCCACUGCACUAUGCAGCAUCUGUGGGCAAUGCUGAAAGCGUGAAGCUGCUGCUCAAGGUCGGGGCGUACCCCGAGCAAGUUAAUAAAGACGGGCAAACUCCACUUCAUGUUGUUGGCAUGUCCGUAGACAUACAGAGUGUGAGACCAGUUUUGAAAGCCUGUUCCGUACUCGCAACACGUAACAAUCAUUACAACAUACCUAUGUACUGUGCAGCAGUAAAGGGCAUGACCAAGAGGUAUUAAGCUACUGUGGAGGUUGUUUGAAGAAGCUAUAGCUGAUUCACAGUUGAAAAUUACUUACUUUUGAACACCCUUUUUCAGUGCUGUGUUAUGUGGCAAUAAAAGGACCAGAGCUACAAGCGAUGCAUAAGUUUGGUAAUACAUUCUUUCAUCGUUCCAGCUGACAUGUAGCAUGGAAAUCGUUUUACUGCCAGUGAGGGAAGGUGAUAUUGUGGACAUGAGAAGCAGCAUGCUGUGUAGGCACACUUUGUUCUAACAUAACUUGACCUAACAUAAUACAUUUUCUUUGUUUUUCUUCCUCCUGUGUAUUUCUAAUGUAAUGGGAGUGAGCUACGAAUGAAUGUUGUAAAAUAUUACAAGAUUCUGAUAUUA